Messenger RNA from Penicillium diatomitis, 990 nucleotides. It is a transcript of the gene thiA, whose product is annotated as thiamine thiazole synthase. NCBI's taxonomy places the organism in Eukaryota, Fungi, Ascomycota, Eurotiomycetes, Eurotiales, Aspergillaceae. Bases 1 to 990 code for a protein of 329 amino acids. The transcript is spliced from 2 exons. The record is from RefSeq and is a predicted model, not a curated record. Gene Ontology annotation, biological process: thiamine biosynthetic process.
AUGUCUCCUCCUGCUGCCUUGUACGAGUCUGCCCCCGUCGUCACCGACAUCAAGGGUAAAGUGAAUGUGUCCGAGACACUCACUACAGCCCUGACCGGCCAGGGCCAGAGCAAACUCCUGGAGCAGUUUGGUGGCAAGUGGGAUGAGUUCAAGUUCGCUCCGAUUCGUGAGAGUCAGGUUUCGCGUGCCAUGACUCGGCGAUACUAUCAGGAUUUGGACAACUUCGCUGAGAGUGACGUUGUCAUUGUCGGUGCAGGAUCCUGUGGCCUCAGCACUGCCUAUGUGCUGGCCAAGGCCCGUCCAGACCUGAAGAUUGCCAUUCUCGAGGCCUCCGUGUCCCCUGGGGGUGGUGCUUGGCUUGGUGGUCAACUUUUCUCUGCCAUGGUUCUGCGACGCCCCGCAGAUGCGUUCCUGAAUGAGCUGGGUGUUCCUUUCGAGGAGGAGCCGAACAACCCCAACUUUGUGGUCGUGAAGCACGCGGCUCUUUUCACCUCGACUCUUCUGUCGCGCGUCCUGGCUUUCCCCAACGUCAAGCUCUUCAACGCUACCUGUGUCGAGGAUCUGAUCACCCGCCGCGAUGGUGACAGCGUUCGCAUUGCCGGCGUGGUCGUCAACUGGACCUUGGUAACUCUCCACCACGACGACCACUCCUGUAUGGACCCCAACACUAUCAACGCGCCCGUGAUCAUCAGUACCACCGGCCACGACGGUCCCUUCGGCGCAUUCUGUGCCAAGCGUCUCGUCUCCAUGAACACCAUUGAAAAACUGGGUGGCAUGCGCGGUCUGGACAUGAACGCGGCCGAGGACGCCAUUGUCAAGAACACUCGUGAAGUCACCAAGGGCCUGAUCAUUGGUGGCAUGGAACUCUCUGAAAUCGACGGUUUCAAUCGUAUGGGUCCAACUUUCGGUGCGAUGGUCAUGAGUGGCGUGAAGGCCGCCGAAGAGGCUUUGAAUGUCUUUGACGAGCGUAAGCGCGAGUGUGCCGAGUAG